Molecule: messenger RNA, 513 nt
Organism: Paramecium primaurelia
Lineage: Eukaryota; Ciliophora; Oligohymenophorea; Peniculida; Parameciidae
Source: the annotation of a GenBank genome assembly
AUGGAUUUAUUAUUUAAAUUUUAUUAAGAAAUAUUAGCCUUAAUGAAUAAGAGAACAUCUUCAUUACGGGGAGGUGGUUGUGGAACUUUUAGAAUGUUUCCGAGAACAUAAGAAAACUUAAAGUCAGAUAUUUCAGAUAUAGAAAAUUUCAUUAACAAAUUUAAUCAUUUUGUUGAAAUAAUUUUUACUAAAGCUGCUGUUGCUAUCAAUUCGAUAUAAUCUUAAGAAAUAAUGAUAGCCAUAUAAUGGUUUGUUUUUUAAGAGGAAAUUAUCUACAAACUUAAUAAGAAUCCCUUAAAUAUCAUAAAAUCAUACAACCUAAUUGUAGAGGGAAUCAAAAAAUUAUUGCAAAGCUGUUUGAUCUAUAUUAGAACAGAUUCGUUUAAAUGUUUGUAUAUCUUAUAGCUUACAACAUAUCUAUACAAAGUCAUAUUUAGUUUUCAUGUAAUUAAUAGUGAAACAAUUUUGAAAGUUGAUUUAUAAAAGGAAUUUCUGGAUACUUCUGAUGAUUGA